GCCCGUGCAGAGCUCGAGGGCUGGGGUCUGAUGGGCCACCUGUGGUGCAAUCAGCCACUUGCAACUACUUCCUCCAAAGCAGUGGGAACAGGAAGCACUGUGCCCUCACCGCCGUCGGGGCUCGCGGGCCGUCUUCGCCGCGCGACAGCCCAGCCCGGUAAAGAGCGGAGCCCCCUCCUUGCCCAGCCGGGACACCCCACCGAGGUCGCCAGGGCAUCAGCGAGGACAUGCUGCCCCAGCACUUGCCGCUCUUCACCCUGGUGGGUCUGCUCGCCCUCUGGUCCGCCCUCGGCCAGAAGUGUACCAAGUUCAAGGUCAGCAACUGCCGGGACUGCGUGGAGUCGGGUCCCGGCUGUGCCUGGUGCCAGAAGCUGAACUUCACCGGGCUGGGGGAGCCAGACUCCGUUCGCUGCGACACCCGGGAGCAGCUGCUAUUGAAGGGAUGUGCAGCUGACGACAUCGUAGACCCCAGGAGCCUGGCCGAGACCCACGACGACCAGGAGGGCGUCCAGAAGCAGCUGUCCCCACAGAAAGUGACAGUCUACCUGAGACCAGGUCAGGCGGCUGCCUUCAACGUGACCUUCCGGCGGGCCAAGGGCUACCCCAUCGACCUGUACUACCUGAUGGACCUCUCCUACUCCAUGCUGGACGACCUCAUCAACGUCAAGAAGCUGGGGGGUGAUCUGCUCCGGGCUCUCAACGAAAUCACCGAGUCGGGCCGCAUCGGCUUCGGGUCCUUCGUGGACAAGACGGUGCUCCCCUUCGUGAACACGCACCCCGAGAAGCUGAAGAACCCGUGCCCCAACAAAGAGAAGGAGUGCCAGGCGCCGUUCGCCUUCAGGCACGUGCUGAAGCUCACCAACAACUCCCACCAGUUCCAGACGGAGGUGGGGAAGCAGCUCAUUUCCGGAAACCUGGACGCCCCCGAGGGCGGUCUGGACGCCAUGAUGCAGGUCGCCGCUUGCCCGGAGGAAAUCGGCUGGCGCAACGUCACUCGGCUGCUGGUGUUCGCUACAGACGACGGCUUCCACUUUGCGGGUGACGGGAAGCUGGGCGCCAUCCUGACCCCCAAUGACGGCCGCUGUCACCUGGAGGACAACAUGUACAAAAGGAGCAAUGAAUUUGACUACCCGUCGGUGGGCCAGCUGGCUCACAAACUGGCUGAAAGUAACAUCCAGCCCAUCUUCGCCGUGACCAAGAGAAUGGUGAAAACCUAUGAGAAACUCACCGAGGUCAUCCCCAAGUCAGCGGUGGGGGAGCUGUCGGAGGAUUCCAGCAACGUGGUGCAGCUCAUUAAGAACGCCUACAAUAAACUCUCCUCCAGGGUCUUUCUGGACCACAACACUGUCCCCAACACCCUGAAAGUCACCUAUGACUCCUUCUGCAGUAAUGGAGUAUCACAGGUGGACCAGCCCAGAGGGGACUGUGACGGAGUCCAGAUCAACGUCCCGAUCACCUUCCAGGUGAAGGUCAUGGCCACAGAGUGCAUCCAUGAGCAGUCCUUUGUCAUCCGGGCCCUGGGCUUCACGGACACGGUGACCGUUCACGUCCUUCCCCAGUGCGAGUGCCAGUGCAGGGACAUGAGCCAGAACCGCAGCCUCUGUGGUGACAGGGGCUCCAUGGAGUGUGGCAUCUGCAGGUGCGACGCCGGCUACAUCGGGAAGAACUGUGAAUGCCAGACGCAGGGCCGGAGCAGUCAGGAGCUGGAGGGCAGCUGCCGGAGGGACAACAACUCCCUCAUCUGCUCGGGGCUGGGGGACUGCCUGUGCGGGCAGUGCGUGUGCCACCAGAGCGACAUCCCCAACAAGAGUAUCUUCGGGCGCUUCUGCGAGUGCGACAACGUCAACUGCGAGCGCUAUGAUGGCCUGGUCUGCGGGGGCAAGGAGCGGGGCACCUGUUCCUGCGGCAAGUGCUCCUGCAACCCGGGCUUCGAGGGCUCCGCGUGCCAGUGUGACAGGUCCACCCGGGGCUGCCUGAACCCCGACGGCUUUGAGUGCAACGGGCGCGGCCGCUGUGUCUGCAACGUGUGUGAGUGUGACACCGGCUACCAGCCGCCCCUGUGCCUGGAGUGCCUGGGCUGCCCGUCGCCCUGCGGCCGCUACUUGUUGUGCGCCCAGUGCCUGAAAUUUGACCCGAGCCACUCGGGGAGUAACUGUACCUCGGUGUGCGGGAAUGUGGGCCUGCUGAACAAGCCCCCGGAAAAGGGGCGCACGUGCAAGGAGCGGGACGUGGACGGCUGCUGGAUCACCUACACGCUGCGGCAGCGGGUUGGCAGGGACAGCUAUGACAUUUACGUGGAUGACAGCCGAGAGUGUGCGACGGGCCCCCAAGUUGCCCCCAUCGUGGGGGGCAUCGUGGCGGGGGUCGUCCUCAUCGGCAUCCUCCUGCUGGGCAUCUGGAAGGCUCUGACCCACGUGAGUGACCUCAGGGAGUACAGGCGAUUUGAGAAGGAGAAGCUCAAGUCCCAGUGGAACAAUGACAACCCCCUUUUCAAGAGCGCCACCACGACAGUCAUGAACCCAAAGUUUGCUGAGAGUUAAGAGCACUUGGUGAAGACAAUGGGGUCUGAACCGACCAGAUGGGACCCCCCCCGAAUCACAUCUCCUCCAUCGGGUCCUCCACGGACACAGCUUACGACGCUUGAACAUUUCACCCAUUAACCAAAAAUCCACUGUUUUUUUCUGCUCUCAGAACAAUAGAUAUGGCCAGGUGACAACAGGGACCCAUCAGAAGGAACAGCCUCCCCCUUCUGAUGUGUCUGACCUUUUCGGUAGAGACUGGAAGAAGGAAUUGCUUGGGUCUUUCAAGGUUAGGUACGUUUUCCCGCAUAAAAGAGUGGUGGGCUCAUUAAAGGCAGCACAAACUUAUUUAUAUUUGAACUUCUCAGGGUAUAAGGUUGCAUCCCAUUGACUAUACUGUUUUUCAGUCACGUGCGUAGAAACGACUAAUAAAACUUCAGAAGAGGCUA
Messenger RNA from Leopardus geoffroyi (Geoffroy's cat), 2968 nucleotides. RefSeq names its product integrin subunit beta 2 (gene ITGB2). Gene Ontology annotation, molecular function: amyloid-beta binding; integrin binding. The record is from RefSeq and is a predicted model, not a curated record. Lineage: Eukaryota; Metazoa; Chordata; Mammalia; Carnivora; Felidae. Gene Ontology annotation, cellular component: integrin complex; cell surface; focal adhesion. Gene Ontology annotation, biological process: integrin-mediated signaling pathway; cell adhesion mediated by integrin; cell-matrix adhesion. Bases 228 to 2540 code for a protein of 770 amino acids. The transcript has 16 exons.